UCUUCGGUGCAGCUAUAAAAAGAAACAGCGUUCACAUGAUUCAUAAAUAUUACAGCGGCAUACGUCACCCCACGAGGAACGCAUGCGCAAUGUGAAAUGAAAGCAAACAGCAACAUAUCGAUACCAGUCUCAAACUACUACCAUAACCUUGGAGUCAGGACGGUAUUAAUGGGACUACAGGCAAGGGGACUUUACUUAGAAGCCAAAAUAAGACACACCGAAUCUGCCUGAAACGGAGCUUUCUCGAAAAAAGAAGAGAGAAGUGAAACAUCGCUCGCGUUUGACUUUUUGGAAGUGGCUCUAAAAUAGUUCUCCGACUCUGCGCACUUGCUUCCUGUUGACACUGACUCCGUCAAAUAACCAAUCAAACGACUCACUGACAGAAAUGUAAAAGAAAGGACAGCCGAGGCCAGGUAAGAACGCGGGACAGGAGGUAAACAGACAGGCAGACAGGACUCCGCUGGAACUAUUUUCUACAUGAGUCUUUGGGCAGGAUGUCGCUGAGUUCAGGCGGUUGGGCUCACUCCUCCACCGACCACACACCAGACCACUCCGCCGCGCUCCCCAGCCACUAUGGGGCCUCGCCGUCUCAACUUGGCUGCCACACCGUCCUCAUGUCGGUUCGGGUGUCAGUGUGCCAUUCUGGGAUUCGGCCGCUGUGUCUUCCGGGAGCAGGUGAUGAGUCACUCCGCCUGCAGAUCAGCAUGGACCCGGGGAAAUCCGGGGAAUUCCGGCUAUCGCUCCUGGAGAACGGCGGGACUGGCCGGAGUGCGACCAUUGCCGAGUUUGAUUUGAGGAGCGUGAACUACGAAGUGAAGUCGCCAAAGUGCCACGAGCUGAGUUUGGCCGUUCCUCCCCAUGAUCGCAUCAGCUUCAACUUUCGCUGCGAGCAGGAGGCCCAGGAGUGGGCUACUGUGGUGAUGUCGUCACUAAGAGAAGCACACAGAGCCUCCCCUCACCAUAAUGAGCCACAGCAGCCCCCUGACGGUCUCCAUCAUCAGAACACCUUGGCUUUGCAGCAAACAGAGGACACUUGUAUAGAGCUAACCAAGGCGAUAGAGGCAGGUGACAUGCAGUCUGCUUCUGCCUUUGCUGCUACGCUCGCCCAUCAGCGUGCGGCACUUAGGAUCCAGCCCUCCACCAGAGACCACGAAUACAAUGAAGUCAAUUUGGCUGUCGUAGUGGAGGAUUCGUCCUCAUCCUGUUGUGUCACUGUGAAAGUUUUCCCACACAUGACUACUGCGUCGCUGAAACAGCAGAUGUUUCUCGAAUACGGCUUUCACCCACGAGUGCAGCGCUGGGUGAUCGGCCAGUGCUUGUGCGUCGACCACCGAUCCCUCGCGUCGUACGGUGUUCGUCAGCACGGUGACACGGCCUUCUUGUACCUCUUGUCAGCCCGCCACGCUCGCUUGACCCCGCAGGCCCUCCAGCAGGAUCAGGAGAGCAUCCUCCUCUUCAGCCCUUCAUCUCAGUCUUCUCCAAACCCGCCACUCCCUGCUACCUCUGCAAAUGGCCCCUCAUCUCAGGACUGGAGGCCUUACACCACACUUCCUUCUAGACUCCGUACCACUACCAACACUGGCGGUUUAGAGAGGCAAAACAUCAGAGAUCUCAUCAACCUAGAGAUGCCUCAGCUUGAUAAAGCCCUGAGCCCGAAAACAUCGCCUACCCAGGGUUGGUCAUGUCCCUCGUGCACCUACAUUAACAAACCAACGCGGCCGGGCUGUGAGAUCUGCAGUACGGACCGACCUGAGAACUACGUUGUCCCAGGGGGAUAUCAACCUGAUACACUGGAGCUCAGAAGAAUUCAGAAGGAGAAAGAAGCUAUCCGACAAUACCAGCAGGCGAAGGAGGAGGAGCGAAGGCAGAACUUUGCCCGGCUGGUGAUGAUGGAUGGUCAGGACCUGGUGCCUAACCCUGAAUCUGUGGAGUGUAGGAUCUGCUAUGCAGGCUUACAGCCGGGAGAUGGCAUCCUCCUGAGGGAGUGUCUGCACUGUUUUUGCAGAGAGUGCUUGCGCUCUGUCAUUAUGCUGAGCGAGGAGCCCGAGGUGUCCUGUCCCUACAGAGAUGACACAUACUCCUGUUCCUGCUUCCUGCAGGAGAGGGAGAUCAGAGCUUUGGUUCCUGCAGAGGAGUAUGAACGCUGGCUGCAGAGGGGUCUUUCGGUUGCAGAGUCUCGGUGUGAGGGCAGCUAUCACUGUGCUACUCCUGACUGUCUGGGCUGGUGUGUGUAUGAGGAUACUGUCAAUGUCUUCCACUGCCCUGUCUGCAAGAAACACAACUGCCUAAUCUGCAAGUCUAUCCAUGAGGGUAUGAAUUGUAAGCAGUACCAGGACGAUCUUGCAGCACGUGCUAUCAAUGACUCUGCUGCUCGAAGGACAACACAUCUACUAAAUACUCUUGUGCAGUCAGGGGAGGCCAUGCGCUGUCCACAGUGUGGCAUCAUUGUGCAGAAGAGAGAUGGAUGUGACUGGCUGCGCUGUACAGUCUGUCACACUGAGAUCUGCUGGGUAACCAGAGGGCCACGCUGGGGGCCAAGGGGUCCAGGGGACACCAGUGGAGGAUGCCGUUGCAACGUGAACAACCGAAAGUGUCACCCUAAAUGCCAAAACUGCCACUGAGAGGGUCAAAAUGGGUCAGAUUGCCCCAAAUGAAUGAGUGACUGAACUUGGGGAAAAAAGCUGCUCUCUCAAUAGCAUGGAAAGAAAGACUGAGAUUUCUAUUUAAGCUAUAUUUAAUACAAAACUGUGCAGAAUUUAUACAUUAAAUACAUACUGAGAUCUUUAAUCAGCAAAUCUCUAACCGUCACUUAUUUUCACUGGUUUUUCCACUGGAAUCCGAAUGAAAGAAAUAAUAUUUUUACAUGUCGCUGCAUCUCACUAAUAAGAAUAUGUGGUUAGUUAUGUAACGAAGAUGAGCGUGGUCAGAAUUAUGCAGUAUAAAAAAAAGGAGUAUUUACUUUGAAUGCAUGUGGUGCCUUUUCAGAAUGUUUGCACAGCUGAUGUAGCAGUACAGGUGUGUUACUUUCUGUUUUAGCAGUUACACGCCUGGAUGCAUUACAUAAAACUGAAGUGGCCUUGUUUCUCGUGCACAAAAAUCAGUAGCAGGGUGUUUCUGAAUGAAACAAAAUGUGACAAUUUCUCAUUGUGAUAGAUGAAUGUGAUAAAUAGAUGAAGCAGGAGUCCCGAGUUACAUAUAGAAGCAUUUCUGAGUGUGUGUAUGUGUGUGUUUGUACGUCUGCGUGAUGCCGUGUAAAGACUGCAUAGGUGCCUUGUUACCAAAGAGGUUUGAACUGAAACAAGUGUGUGUCUGAUUAUUCGUUCGAUUGGGAUCUGUUGGUCUGAUGCCUGAGAGAAACCAGACUGUUCUCACUGUUUUAUUACUCACAACUCUGUGUUCGCCCAGAAGCUGCACUGCUCACAUUUGAGUAUUGUGUGAUGACAUCACCAGUAAAUGUCAAAGUGUGUUAAUUAAUAGGCAGAUAUUGGUUGUUAAGUUUAUAUUUCCUGUAUGGGGAGGCACAUGUAAACACCUUUUGUCAAUAAGCUUUUACUCCUUUAGUAGACCUCGGAUACAAUAAAGUAAUUCAUUACAGUGUAAAUACUUGGAAUAUAUUUUUAUCCAUGUAUGCAUCAAUGCCCUCUCUUCACUGGAAAAGGGAAAAAAAAAAAAAAGAUGCCUAACUUCAAAUUCCUGAGUAUUCCCUCGACUACACUACUGCCCAGAACUGACAGGCCAAGAAAAGAUCCUCACUCUUGUCUGUGUGUAAAAGUCAGCACUGUGCUGCUGACUUUCUGUUGUGCCUUAACAAUAAAUAAACACCAUUCAAACUCA
Oreochromis aureus is the source of this 3834-nucleotide messenger RNA. It is a transcript of the gene shrprbck1r, whose product is annotated as sharpin and rbck1 related. The transcript has 14 exons. Gene Ontology annotation, molecular function: ubiquitin binding; ubiquitin-protein transferase activity. Gene Ontology annotation, biological process: proteasome-mediated ubiquitin-dependent protein catabolic process; positive regulation of canonical NF-kappaB signal transduction; protein linear polyubiquitination. Bases 495 to 2621 code for a protein of 708 amino acids. The record is from RefSeq and is a predicted model, not a curated record. NCBI's taxonomy places the organism in Eukaryota, Metazoa, Chordata, Actinopteri, Cichliformes, Cichlidae. Gene Ontology annotation, cellular component: LUBAC complex.